AAAUUUAAAGGAUGCAUCUCAUAUUAAUAAAAUUUCCGAAUCUAAAAACCUCGGAAACUAUAUAAAACCUGAUAUACGAUGUAUCUAUUUAAACAUAUGGCUAUAUUGUUUCAGAAUAAUGCGUUGUGUUCCAGAUGACGUUAAGAUGAAUCUUUUUAGUUUAAUAAAUAAUAAGAUAUCCCCAUUGCUUAAAGAAGAUCAUUAUUAUAAAUGUAAUUUAGAAUCAUAUAAUUAUGCUCAAAAUGGAACAGAUGAACGUAUAAUGAAAUUAAUAUAUUUGGUGACUACGGAUGAUGAGAUUCUAAAUAUAUUAUUUGAAAGAUCUUCAGGUUCAUUAGAUUGGUGUGACAGCAAUAAUGUAAAUGUUCAAAUAUUAAAUGAAUUGAAAACAAAACUUCAUGAGGUUAAUAGUUCUUCUGUAACAAAAAGGAGUAAUGUUAUUGAUAAAUUAGAAACAUUAAUAGAAAAAACAAAAUCCUUGUCUUCCCCUAAAAUCGUUGAACCUCCAGAAAAGCCUGAUAUCAAAUCUGAUGAUAGCAUUUCUACAAUUGACUCUAGUACAACGACACAAAAAACGGUACAGUACGCCCUGAUGGUAGUAAGGUACAUAAAGCUGAUGAAGACGUUUCUCUAG
Plasmodium cynomolgi strain B is the source of this 634-nucleotide messenger RNA. RefSeq lists its product as hypothetical. The annotation marks the transcript as partial. The transcript has a single exon. The record is from RefSeq and is a predicted model, not a curated record. Lineage: Eukaryota; Apicomplexa; Aconoidasida; Haemosporida; Plasmodiidae.